GGUAUUGUGCCAAGACCAACCGCUGCAUCUUGACACCUUGUAAGCCAGUGUGCUUGCGACGCUAUUCAUCUUGGUUUUGCCCUUCUUAUCCCCCCUUACUCAACUUAAUGUUAAGGCUUUUGCACGGUUCCAAAGGUCCAGUUCCUAAGACACGUUCCCACUGAACAGGCGUCUGCAUCCAUUUCCUCCGUUUCUCACACUCUCCCUUCCGCAUUCGACUGUCUUGAUCUGAUGCCCUUUGUGCCGCAUUCGCCGUCAUAACGGAGCUCCAGACCCAGCUCGUCCAGCCAAGACAAUCUGGCCCGACCCAGUUGCUGUCGCCAACAGACUCUCUCCGUGACGCUCUCCAACGCCGCCAAUUGAGCCAAUUGAGGAAUUCAGCUACAGCUGCAUGCGCAGCGUUGACCUCUGGUCAUCAUGGCGACCGCAAAAGCCGCCAAUGAGCUCAAGCAGCAGGGGGUCCUGGAAGCUGCCCGUGACCCCAACAGCAACGUCACCGCGGAAGAUGCCGAACGGAAGAUCGUUGAGGACAGCAGGCAAGCGGGCGUGACGGCAUUCACAUUUAACCCUGAUGCCAGUCCAGAGGAGAAGCGGGCUCAAGCCGAAGCUGCAAUUCCGGAGGGGUUCCACCGCAGACCCAAGGGCGUUGCUGUCGUAACCGAUAUCGAUGACGGGACGAAAGCCGAUGUCGAUCUUCCCUCGCCCUCCAAAGCCGGGGCAAUCGAAGUUGUCAAGCGCGAAGACGGAAAGAAGACGCUCGUAAAUGGGCAAGUUGUCGAGGCCGAGGAGGAGGACGACUGGAGCAAGACAGGCUGGGCCCCGAGGUUUGGUUGGCCUACCGAACCCAUACCAGAGGGCGAGGAUAUGCUAGACCAUACGACGUGGGCUGAGUCGCAAUUGCCUGAACAGUACUUUGGAGACUGGUACCACAAUGCGGCCGUCAUUGCGUUCGCCUGCCUCGCCUCGUGGCUAGUAGCUGUGCUUGGCGGAGGCCUGGCUUGGGUGUUUAUUGUCAUGGCCAUCUGCUCGACCUACUACCGUACCUCGAUUCGUCGUGUGCGCCGGAACUUCAGGGACGAUAUCACACGAGAGAUGGCCCUCAAGAAGCUGGAGACCGACAACGAGUCUGUGGAGUGGAUCAACUCUUUCCUGGUCAAAUUCUGGCCCAUCUAUCAACCUGUCCUCGCGAAAACCGUCAUCAACUCGGUCGACCAGGUCCUGAGCUCGGCCACGCCGUCUUUCUUGGACAGCCUGAGGCUGAAGACCUUCACCCUCGGUUCGAAACCCCCCAGGAUGGAACAUGUCAAGACGUACCCCAAAGCCGAUGACGACGUAGUCAUCAUGGAUUGGAUGUUCAGCUUUACCCCCAACGACACGGCGGAUAUGACAGCUCGCCAGCUGAAGAGCAAGGUCAAUCCCAAGGUCAUCCUGGAAAUCAGAGUCGGUAAGGCUAUGGUGAGCAAGGGCCUUGAUGUGAUUGUUGAGGACAUGGCCUUCACCGGCCUGAUGCGCCUUAAGAUCAAAUUGCAGAUGCCAUUCCCACACGUUGAGAAGAUCGAGAUGUCUUUCCUGGAACGGCCGACCAUCGACUAUGUCUGCAAGCCGCUCGGGGGUGAGACGUUCGGUUUCGAUAUCAACUUCAUCCCCGGGUUGGAGAGUUUCAUCAUGGAGCAGAUCCACGGCACACUUGCUCCCAUGAUGUAUGCACCAAACGUGUUCCCGAUCGAGGUUGCGAAGAUGCUCGCGGGCACCCCAGUCGACCAGGCCAUCGGUGUGGUUGCCAUCACGCUGCAUGGCGCCCAGGGCCUGAAGAACAGUGACAAAUUCUCGGGCACACCGGAUCCCUAUGCUGUGGUUUCUCUUAACCGGAGGCAACCACUCGCGCAGACCAAGGUGAUCAGGGAAAACGCCAACCCCCGCUGGAACGAGACGCACUAUGUCAUCAUUACUUCCAUAAACGAUUCUCUCGACAUCGACAUCUACGAUUCCAACGAUAUUAGGAAGGACAAGAAGCUCGGUUCCGCAUCCUUCCCGCUGGAGCACCUCGAGGAGGUCUACGAGCAUGAGAACGAGAGGCUUGAACUUACCCACGACGGCAAGGCGAGAGGUGUGCUCCUCUGCGAUGUCCGCUUCUUCCCGGUCCUGGAGCCAACGAAGCUCGACGAUGGAACAACUGAACCGCCUCCUGACUCGAACCAGGGCAUUCUGCGGUUCACUGUCGAGCAGGCCAAGGAGCUCGACGGUACUAAGAGUAUGGUCGGGUUACUCAAUCCUUACGCAAUGCUUCUCUUGAACGGCAAGGAGGUCCAUACCACCAAGAAGCUCAAGCGGACCAACGACCCGAUCUGGGACAAUGGAUCCAAGGAGAUUCUGAUCACGGACAAAAAGAACGCCAAACUUGGCGUCGCAAUCAAGGAUGACCGUGACAUAGCCGGAGAUCAGCUCAUUGGAACGUAUCAGAUCAAACUGGAGGACAUGCUUGAAUUCAUGGCCAAGGGGCAAGAGUGGUACACUCUUGCUGGCGCCAAAACCGGUCGCGUCAAGAUGAUGGCUCAGUGGAGGCCGGUAGCCAUCUCUGGAGUCGCUACCGGCACCGGAGGGUAUGUGACGCCUGUCGGCGUCCUGCGGUUCCACAUGAAGUAUGCCAGGCAGCUACGGAACGUGGAGGCGCUGGGCAAGUCGGACCCGUACGUACGAGUGGUCAUGUCGGGCAUUGAGAGAGCACGCACCGUCACUUUCAAGAACAACCUCGAUCCGGACUGGGACGAGGUUCUCUACGUGCCUGUGCAUUCCCCCAGGGAGCGCCUCCAGCUGGAGGUCAUGGAUGCCGAGAACGUGGGCAAAGACCGCAGUCUCGGUCUCACUGAGAUUUACUCUGGCGAUUACAUGGCGCAAGAUGAGAACGGUGAAUGGCUUGUACACGACGAAAAGAAAGAACGCCAGGACGGCCUGCGCAUGCAUGGCAAGGGAACCUCCAAGGGUACUCUUGCGUAUACUGUGGCCUUUUACCCUACACUCAACAUCGCCGAUCCCGAGGAGGUGGAGGAGAAAGAAAAAGAGGAACAGAAGGAGGAGGAAGCGAAGGAAGCCGAGAUGGAGAAAGACAAGAGCUCCUCGUUGAGCAGGCCAUCGUUCGAUGCGAAGUCAUCCACCAGGCCAUCUCUGGAUGUGAGGCCCGGCGACGGAAAGGAGCCCGGGACACCCUUGACGCCGAAGACGCCGACCAGCCCUUCGUCCGCCAUCUUCGCCAGGAAGUCGCGGGAUGAGAGGGAGCCACCGAAGGUCUAUCUUACACCUCAGGAGCUGCUCCGAUACGAAUCCGGCUUGGUUAUCUUCAGACUGAUGGAGGCAGAAUUGCCCAAGAGUCAGAGCCGCGUCGAAGUCUUCGUAGACGACAUGGCCUUCCCGUCCUACGUUUCCUCGGUGGCGAGGUCAAGGCACCACAAGUUUGAUGAGAUCGGUGACUGCUUCAUUCGCGAGCUAGAGUUCUCAAGGUUGACAAUCAAAGUCUCGGAGAGGAACGACAAGCGCGAAGAGGGAAGCAAGGAGCACACACUGGCCCGCCUGUCGGGCAACACACUGGAUACCCUCAAACAGUGCCUGAACAAUCCCACGAUACUCAAGAUGAAGGACGACGACGGCAAUAUGUACUCGAUCAGGGUCAGCCUCAAGUACGUCCCGGUCAAGAUGAAGCUCGAUCCCAGCGAGAGCAUCAACAACAUGGGCAACCUCCGAGUCGACGUUCUGGACGCUCAAGACCUGCCGUCGGCGGACUCCAAUGGCAAGAGCGACCCAUACACCAAGUUCGAGCUCAAUGGCCAGGAGGUGUUCAAGACCAAGGUGCAAAAGAAGACACUGAACCCGACGUGGAACGAGUUCUUCACUGUCCCGGUUCCUUCCAGGACCGCAGCCAGGUUCAGGGCCACCGUCUGGGACUGGGAUUUUGCCGACAAGCCCGAUUUCUUGGGCGGCACCGACAUCAAUCUGGAGCAGCUCGAGCCUUUCCGGGCGCAGGAGUUCCGGUACCCGCUCGACGGCAAGUCAGGUGUGCUCCGUUUGCGCAUGCUCUUCACGCCAGACUAUGUCACACGCACUAGACAGGGCACAUCGACCCUGGCGGGCACCUUCUCGGUGCCAGGCAAGAUUGUGACGGGCGUCGCCGGCAUCCCGAUCAAAGGUGGCACGAUGGUCGGUCACGGGGUCGGCAAGGGCGCCUCCUUCCUCAUCCGCGGAUUCCGCAGCAAGAAGGGGGACGACGACAGCAGCAGCAUUUCAUCCAAGAGCUCUGUCGACAUCCCACGGAUCACCAUGGAGGGCCCAGCCGAGAGCAGCCAGACUGCCGCUGCCGCCAACGGUGGCCCUUCGCCGCACCACAGCCGGACCAAGAGCAUCGGCGCCUCGUCUGUCCACAGCGCCAUCAUCCCUGGCGCUGCAUCCGGCACGGCAUCCUUCACCGUCGUCUCGGCCUCGGGCUUCCCGCCGUCGGCCGACGUCUAUGUCACCAUCACGCAGGUCAGGGACGGCAAGGCGAAGCAGGUCGGCAAGACCAAGCACCGCAAGCAGUCGUCCAGCGGCACCGUCCGAUUCGACGAGACCUUCCGCAUCCAGUGCACGCCCGACGCGCAGUUCAAGGUCGAGGCCAAGGAGCACCACACCUUUGGCAGUGACGAUCCGCUGGGCGAGACGCUGUAUUUUGUGGAUGACUCGGGUUCCGGAGCGGAGAAGGCGCUGCCCGUCGGCAGCGGUACGGUGGUCAUCAAGAGCUCGUUCGUGCCGGCAGCGGGAGGGAGUGGGAGUGAGGGAGGAGAUCGGUUAGGCCUGUCGGAUAGUCCUAAGUCGACUAAGUCGGCCAGGAGGAGCUUCUUGGGGAAGAGGGAGUUGAGGUUGCCUAGUCGGGACGGGACGCCUUGAUGUUGAUGCAAACGCAGUGGGAGGGUACCUUAGUUUCAUUAUUCUAGCUGGGAGAAAACAUGGCGGUGCGGGGAGUAUGGAGCGCCCUUGGGAGUUUUCAUGGGUGGAAAAUCGUUAGUUGGUCACACAUUAUAAUAUCUCACUACCUAUUAUACUACAAUGGUAUUUGAUGCCGUGCUUUGGUCGGCGGU
Molecule: messenger RNA, 5102 nt
Organism: Chaetomium strumarium
Lineage: Eukaryota; Fungi; Ascomycota; Sordariomycetes; Sordariales; Chaetomiaceae
Product: C2 domain-containing protein
Exons: 4
Coding region: 418-4911 (1497 amino acids)
Molecular function (GO): lipid binding
Source: RefSeq, a predicted model, not a curated record